Molecule: messenger RNA, 2730 nt
Organism: Hyalella azteca
Lineage: Eukaryota; Metazoa; Arthropoda; Malacostraca; Amphipoda; Hyalellidae
Gene: fwe
Product: calcium channel flower-like
Exons: 5
Coding region: 159-656 (165 amino acids)
Biological process (GO): vesicle-mediated transport
Cellular component (GO): membrane
Source: RefSeq, a predicted model, not a curated record
UAAAAAAUUAUUUCCAGCUUGGAAACAUACCAAUAUUGCAUAAUUUGAGCUCUCUUAGAGUGCAACUGUCUUAGAAACUGUAGUAGAUUUUUAGCCUUGAUUUCUUGCCUAGUGAAGAUUUAGGUACUCUUAGUCACCAGAUAGCCAAGCCUGCCACCAUGUCUACGAUGGGACCAGAUGCCAAUGCUCCUUGGUACAUGAAGUACGGAGCUCGUGGCGUGGGCACUGCUGGAGGAAUAAUUGCGAUGGGCCUGGGCUUCUUCAACUGCCUGACAUUCUCAGCCUGGUGUCUCGUGGCUGGCAUCUAUCAGCUGUUUGCGGGGUUCAUUGUGGUGUCAGCAGAGGCGCCGUGCUGCUGCAUGUUUAUUGAUUUCGUCCAGCGCUACUCCAAAUUUGUGGAGGAGCGACCACAGUGGCAGAAGGCUGCUCUAUAUAUUGUGCUAUCCCUGCCCGGUAUCAUCAUGUGCCAGAGUGUAUCCAUAUUCUUCGGGUCAGGCUUCAUCUUUUUAACUGGAGUGCUCUAUGGAAUGAUGGCACUUGGCAGGAAAGGGUCGCGCAACGACAUGCUGGCGGCAGCGCAAGCGUCGGGUCCCGUGGGGGCGACGGGCAUGAAGAGCAGCCUGGUGAACAUGGAGGCGCCCCCCGCCACCUCUUGAACGUCUCGCUGCGGUCACCGCUACACACAUUCCUUCUUAGACACCACCUUACUCCAUUCACUGCUUCUCUUCAAUAAUAUAAUGUUCUUUUCUGUUAGCUCUGCAUGAUGCUGAGAAUUUUAUUCGUUUUUUUUUUCUUUAAAAUUUAACAUUAAUUUCUGUCUCUGCUCCUAUCGCAGCUACUCAGUUCUAUAAAUAGUAAUUGUUGCGUUAGAAUGUCCAACGAAACAUUGGUCCGUCUUUUUUUUCUAAACUGAAAUGACAUUGUAUUUUUUUCUCUCGUCUCUGAAUACUAGAUGCGCUAUCUUGGAUUUCACCCUCUGAUUGUCUAUCUUAUUGCUAGCUUUUGCUUCUUUACGUUGCAAGUCUACCAUUUUCCCCCGACUCUACUCACGCACCUCUUCUUGCGAAGUCUCCAUGUAUGUCUUCCUGGAAUUAUCACUGCGCUAUAAGUCUCUCGUCUGCCCCUACCAAAAAUUUCCAUCCCAUCCAGGAAUUUAUUCAGUAUAGCUACGAUCGUUAACUCAUUGUAAAUGUAUCUAUCUACACUUCAAUUUCCCAUCUGAAGCGCAGCAAAUGCGAUUUAUUUUCUACAAAGAUGGCAAGCGGCAGAGCUGAAACUAGCCGAGUUGGCUGGUACGUAAUUGAUCAUUUGCGAGUCGGGAUGUAUUUUUGUCGCUCGCAAUUUCUUAAGAAACAAACUAUGUUAACUCUUCGUGUGGCCAUGGCGUUUAUCUCUUGCUGGUUGUGAAGCAUUUCAUGAACAGCUAGUGGUUCUCGCUCGUCGCCUUGAUAUUGAUGUGAUUUUCUUACUUCAUAACAAAUCCAUUUGUUGCUACUGAGCGCGCUUUUAAAUUAUACAGAAACGGUCCACGACCCAAGACCUCGCCUGAGUCGUGCCACUUACAUUUGGUCUGGCUUCGUAUGAGAACUUCAAAUCCAUAUCGAAGUAGUGUUGUUGAUGGUGUCUUUACUGUCGCUGUUGUCAAUUUCCUGCUACUGUUCAUCACGCGUAGGGUUAGACGUCACUGUAGGCUCUCGUUCCUCGGAAUAAUGGGCAUCGUAUGUAGCUUCUUAUGAUAGAUUCGAUUUUCCCUUCCAUGAACAUCAUUUUAGAAACUUUGUUUAAACCUCAAUUUCCAACGCGGCUGCCUUUUUUGAGUUAUUAAAAUAUAUUUUUCGUUGGUUUUUAUAAAGCUUCUGGUGGUGCAGUUGCAGCCGUACAGGUUUUCUUUGACUCAUCGAGUUUUGGUCCAUAGGUUCUUUGUAUUCGGCAGUGCCCGACGGUAACUGUUGACAUGUUAUUGCUGUUGACAAUUUUUGUGUGGUAAGUUAAGAUCUGUGUAAAGUAUGGAACUUUAAAAUAACAUCUAGAGCUUUGCUUAUUACGACAUAAUUUUAUUUUGACACCUAGCGCACGAUUGCUGCUCGCGAGGAUGAGUUUUGAUGCGGACUCGUCAAGCUUUUCCAUGCAUUGUUGUCUAUUAACAUAAGCGCUUAUUUUUUAUGUUUUAGCUGACCUUAUGCUACUCAUAUUCAUUAUUCAUAACCGUAUUAGUGCCCUCAAACUCAGCGCGAACGAGCUCGAGCGUUAUUUUUCUUUUUCUGGUAAUUCAUGCUUCUAUAAUUGAAUUGUUCAUUGAGAUCGUGCAAGAAAUAUUGUGGUUUUGGUCUAAUGAAUCAAAAAUACUAUCAAAGUUUAAAUUAUAGGACCUUCGUAAGUUCGUACCCGGCAUUAGUCAUUUGAAGCGUAGAAUUGAGUAAUCAUGAAGCUCGUCUUCUUGACAGUAGACGCAAGCGGCUGCUGAUCUAAUUCGUUUUUUCUUAGGCCUUUACACCUUUAAAGUCGAUUGAUGUAAUCAAUAUUUAUUUUAUUCUUAACAUAUUUUUUAUUACUCCCGAUCUAAGAUAUAUAUUUGGUUAGGCUCUAAUUUAAGCAUUAUAUUUUCAGGAGCCAUAAACUGGCAUUAUGUAAAUCUUGAUUCAUGUGACGCUACAUUUACCUUUUUACUAUUUUUUCGUUGAUGGUCCAGAGUUGAGAAAUUUCAACAAUGUAGUACAUCGUUAUCGGCAA